Messenger RNA from Rotaria sp. Silwood2, 447 nucleotides. The record is from the annotation of a GenBank genome assembly. NCBI's taxonomy places the organism in Eukaryota, Metazoa, Rotifera, Eurotatoria, Philodinida, Philodinidae.
AUGGAAGAAGAUGAAUUUGAAGAAAAUGUUGGAAAUAAUGAUGAUUUUACUGAAGAUAUUGUUGCAUCGACUGGUCUUGGUCUUUCACUUGAAAAACGUUUUGAACGUUUAAGUCAAUCAGAUCGUAUUGAUCAAUUAUAUGGAUGUUUACGUUAUUUAGAAUUUGAAGAACGUAUUGGUUGGCUUUAUAAUUUACAACCAUGUGAAUUAUUUGAUGAAGAACGACGAAGAUUUGUAUCAGCAAUUGAUCUUUAUUUUAUUGGUGAUAUAGGUGAUCGAUUUAAAAUUUCCGUUAUAUAUCCACCGUAUUUUUAUGUUGGAGCAAAAGUUGGACGAGAAAAUGAUGUUUAUGCUUAUUUAUCAAAACGAUAUCAUAAUCGAUUUUUAUCAUGUGAUCUUGUUGCAAAAGAAGAUUUAGGUAUGAAAAUUGAUUAUGUUUAUAUAUAA